AGGAAAUAGCGACUAGCGACAGCGACCUUUCGUGUCCUUAAACAUCAGUUUCUUGUAAGCUGUGGGCGUGUUAGUUUGGUUUUUACAGACGUCUGAUCUGAUCAUUGGUUUCUGUCUCGUUAAAUUCGAGUUUGUUUCAACAGUUUUGGCAAGCCUACCAAAAUGGUCUGGGUUACCAUCUACGAUAAGAUGGCUGGAAAGCCGAACACGCAAGUUUUGUAUGCUCAAAGCCAUUUAGAUCAUAUGUGUGCCUUGGACAUCGACAGCCAUGCAUCGUUCGUCCGUCUUUCGGGAAUUAUUUGCACGAUCGGACCGGCUUCAAGAUCCGUCGAAACUCUCGAAAAGAUGAUUGAAACGGGCAUGAAUAUCGCUCGAUUAAAUUUUUCUCAUGGCUCUCAUGAAUACCAUGCUGAGACGAUUAGCAACGUACGAAAAGCGCAGAAGAACUUAUCCAGUCGAUCAGGCAUUAACGUUCCUGUAGCGAUUGCUCUCGAUACAAAAGGUCCUGAAAUCCGUACUGGACUUUUGGAAGGCGGUGGAUCUGCUGAAGUCGAAUUACUUAAGGACCAAACGUUUAAAUUAUCUACCGAUAAGGCAUACAUGGAAAAAGGCAAUGCAAAUCUUGUUUACGUAGAUUACGAGAAUAUUUCUAAAGUAUUGAAAGUUGGAAGUCGCGUUUACGUUGACGAUGGUUUGAUUUCCCUCAUAGUUACUGCAGUCAAUCCUGAUGUAAUUGUAACUACUGUUGAAAAUGGUGGAAUGUUAGGUUCUCGCAAAGGUGUCAAUCUACCUGGAUCACCAGUAGAUUUGCCAGCUGUUUCUGAAAAAGAUAAAUCUGAUUUGCAAUUUGGUGUUGAACAAGACGUUGAUAUGAUCUUUGCGUCAUUUAUAAGAGAUGCUAAAGCUUUAUCAGAAAUUCGCGGAAUUCUUGGUGAAAAGGGAAAGAACAUUAAAAUAAUAUCCAAAAUUGAAAAUCAGCAAGGAAUGACAAAUCUUGAUGAAAUUAUCGACGCUUCUGAUGGUAUUAUGGUAGCACGUGGUGAUCUUGGUAUUGAAAUACCGCCAGAAAAAGUAUUCUUAGCACAAAAAUGUAUGAUCAGUAGAUGUAAUAAAGUUGGGAAACCAGUAAUUUGUGCUACGCAAAUGCUUGAGUCUAUGGUGAAGAAACCACGUGCAACUAGAGCUGAAACAUCGGAUGUAGCUAAUGCUAUACUUGAUGGUGCAGAUUGUGUCAUGUUAUCAGGUGAAACUGCCAAAGGAGAUUACCCAUUGGAGUGUGUGCGCACAAUGGCUAACAUCUGUAAAGAAGCGGAGGCUGUAAUUUGGCAGACACAAAUUUUCCAAGAUCUUACGCACAAAGCAUUACCACCAAUUGAUGCUACUCAUGCUAUUGGAAUCGCUGCUGUAGAAGUAUCCGUAAAAUGUGCAGCUAGUGCUAUUAUAGUAAUCACAACUACCGGCCGUUCAGCGCACAUAGUUGCAAAAUACAGACCACGUUGUCCAAUUAUAGCAGUAACUAGAUUCCAUCAAGUUGCACGACAAGCACAUCUUUAUCGUGGCAUUUUGCCCCUUUAUUAUGAAGAAGCGCCAUUAGCUGAUUGGGUGAAAGACGUUGAUGUACGCGUCCAGUGUGGUUUGAAAUUCGGCAAAGGCCGCGGUUUCAUUAAAUCUGGAGAUUCAGUUGUAAUAGUUACUGGUUUGAAACAAGGCCCAGGAUUUACGAAUACACUUCGUAUUGUGACGGUUGAAUAAAUGUACACUGGCUGUAUUGUAAAGAGCAGGAGAUACUAAAUAACUUUAGAUUUUGGAAAUUUAAUAUGUAACUUACAUUGUAUGAUGAUGUAUGAUAAACUUAGUAAAAUCAUUGAAAGGAUAACAAUCUAAA
Molecule: messenger RNA, 1885 nt
Organism: Bombus impatiens (common eastern bumble bee)
Lineage: Eukaryota; Metazoa; Arthropoda; Insecta; Hymenoptera; Apidae
Product: pyruvate kinase
Exons: 8
Coding region: 163-1752 (529 amino acids)
Biological process (GO): glycolytic process
Cellular component (GO): cytoplasm
Molecular function (GO): pyruvate kinase activity; magnesium ion binding; potassium ion binding
Source: RefSeq, a predicted model, not a curated record